AGCCUUGAAAUGAGGCCUUUGUUUUGAAAGGGACAACCGGAAGCCGUGUCUUCAGUUAUGUAUGGCUCCACAAGCAGAUUCAACAGAUUUCACACUGUUGUCAGCGACUCAACUGAGACACGAAGGGAACGUUUAAGGACAGCUGACAGCUUACAGAAACUGCUAUGACAUCUCGCAGGUGGUUCCACCCAAACAUCACCGGAAUUGAGGCAGAGCAGCUCCUGCUGACCCGGGGCGUCCAUGGCAGUUUCCUGGCCCGACCCAGCAAAAGCAAUCCAGGGGAUUUCACCCUCUCUGUCAGGCGUAACGAUGAGGUGACUCACAUUAAGAUUCAGAACUCGGGCGACUACUACGACCUGUAUGGAGGUGAGAAAUUUGCCACGCUGGCCGAGCUGGUGCAGUAUUACACCGAGCAACAGGAUCUCCUGCGUGAGAGGAACGGCCAUGUUAUCGAGCUCAAGUACCCCCUGAACUGCAAGGAUCCCACCUCGGAGAGGUGGUAUCAUGGGCACCUCUCCGGACGAGACGCAGAGAAACUGCUCACAGACAAAGGCAAGGCUGGCAGUUUCCUAGUACGGGAGAGCCAGAGUAAGCCAGGUGACUUUGUCCUCUCAGUUCUCACCAAUGAGGAGAAACACGAGAAUGUGGACCGCAAGACCAAGGUCACCCACGUUAUGAUUCGCUACCAGGAUGGUAAGUAUGACGUGGGUGGAGGUGAGAGGUUCGAUACUUUGGCUGACCUGGUGGAUCACUACAAGAAGAAUCCCAUGGUAGAGAAAAGUGGCAUCGUAGUGCAUCUCAAGCAGCCAUUUAAUGCCACAAGGAUAAAUGCAGCCAACAUUGAGAACCGGGUACGAGAGCUCAACAAAGUAGCAGACAACUCAGAAAAGCCCAAACAAGGAUUCUGGGAAGAAUUUGAGGUACUUCAGCAGCAGGAGUGCAAACUGCUGUAUCCCCGGAAAGAAGGUCAGAAGCUCGAAAACAAGAGUAAAAACAGAUACAAGAAUAUCCUCCCCUUUGACACAACUCGUGUUGAAAUCAAGGAAGCCGAUCAAGAUGUUCCUUGUUCAGACUACAUCAAUGCCAACUACAUCAGAAGUAUGCAUGAAGAGGGGCGCCAUGUGGAGGAGGGCAAAGUCUUCAUUGCCACCCAGGGGUGCCUACAGAAUACAGUCCUGGACUUCUGGAAGAUGGUCUAUCAGGAGAAUACACAUGUCAUUGUAAUGACCACAAAGGAGGUGGAGAGAGGCCGGAACAAAUGUUUCCGUUACUGGCCUGACCGCCAUGGCCCUAAGGAGUUUGGGAAGAUACUAGUGAAGAAUGUGGAUGAGCAGCCAGCACAGGACUAUAUCCUGAGGAAGCUGGAGGUGACCCAUCUGGACCGGAAGGAACCUCUGAGGUACAUCUGGCACUAUCAGUACUUGACCUGGCCAGACCAUGGGGUGCCCAAUGAGCCCGGUGGCGUCCUCUGGUUCCUAGAGGAGGUCAACCGUACCCAAAGCUCCAUUCCAGACACUGGGCCCAUUGUCGUCCACUGCAGUGCAGGCAUCGGGAGAACAGGCACAAUUAUUGUCAUUGACAUUCUCAUCGAUGUUAUAAACCGGCAAGGUCUAGACUGUGACAUCGACAUCCCUAAGACCAUCCAGCGCGUACGGCAGCAAAGGUCAGGCAUGGUGCAGACAGAGGCCCAGUAUAAGUUCAUCUACAUGGCUGUGCAGCAGUACAUAAACACAGCUCAGAUGAGACUAGAGGAGGAACAGAGGAAUAAGAUGAAGGAGAGGGAAUAUUCCAAUAUCAAAUAUCCACAGAUGACCAACUCAAGGUCCAAAACCAACAUGGCAUCCUCGCGCUCUUCUGUGAUGACAAAUGAUGAUUCAUCGAGUGUGUACGAGAACAUAAACUUUAAAAGCCCUCAGACGUCUUUUAGCAGUAACACCAGGCGGUAGAGCCGUUGGGCCCUGCACAUCUCUCUCUCUCUCUCUUUGCUUUCGGCCGAGGUGUCGCUUUGUCAGCGCCUGAAAAUCCCUUGGGGGAGGAGGGACUGUCGUGCUCUGACUACACUCCAGAUCAGUGGACCAUGACUGGGCUAAAAGUGACAAGCUGCCUCCUCUCCCGCUGGCCCUCUCUGUCUGGGAUAAAACCUCACCUUCCAUGGAGAGAAGGACUGUACAGCGCAGCGCUAGUGCUCAGGGCGUCUGUGCUCCCCCGGCUCUCCCCACUUUGUUCCAGCCGCUCAUUUUCUUAACCAGCAAAAGUGCCUUGUGACUCCACAGACCUGCUAUUAAAUCUCUUCUGUUACUACUUUCCAAACUCUGGAAACUCAAGCUGACAUGAGAAACAAUCAGUUUUUUUCUUGGGGUGACAGAUCUGAACAUGGAGCCUGUCCUGGCCUGAAAUAAACAGAGCUGUGUAGGACCCCAAAAGAGGUCAAGCUGUUUGUCCAAUCAUUCGCUCUGUCUCUUUCUCUGUCUUUGCUGGCUGUCAUUUGAAGACCUUUUACUGCAUUUUGUAUCUACAAGGGCAGUUACAUAACCUGCUACAAGGCCCUUAGGCACAGCGAGCAGGGGGCAAGUGAUUUUAAUAUUGUGUGUAGAAGUGGACUUAUUCUUUUGGAGAUUUGAUUGAUUGUUAGUGUGGUGGUUUAAGAGUUGUAUUUUGAUGUCCUGUACUGUUACGAAUGUAAAUCGGCUGUUCUAUUGUUGGAGAUCACAUCGCUUGUGUGUGUCCCCUGAACGUGGCCUGCAUUGGUCUCACUUUGAGCCCAGUCUGGGUCAUGAAAAUUGUUAUUGUUUGUCCAUCCUUUUUAAUCAGUUUCUUUUGAUUAUUUCCAGGAGUAUUUGCUGAUUCUGUUGGUAUCAUGGUAUUUAUGAAGGAGCUUAAUGAUGGAAGAGAUGUUUAAGCACAGCUGUCUAAGCAACAUCCCCAGCACUAUGAAAUCUUUUUUUUGCAGGAAUGUUGUGGAGAGGAUUCCUCAAUGGGUGGCUGGGGUUGAGCUUGGCUGACCGCCGUCUCUUGGUUUCAUUUGACUGGAUGUCCUAGUUAAUCAGCAGGUCUGAUGCGAUUCAACAUCUGUUGGAGUUCGUCACAAGGAGACACGGGAAAGAGGGUGAUUACAGUGGGCCAGAUGGUCAUCUGUCAGAGAUUAAAGAAUAGAUUUGUCUCCAAAAAAUAAUUUAGAAGGUGGCUGUAAUCCAGGCUUGCUGAUAGUGGGUCUAGUAAGCUGGUGUCAGUGAUGUGGUAGUGCUGCAGGGAGCCCUCUGCGCUGUCUGCCAGAUCAUUCACUAUUUUCAGCAAUAAAAUAUCCUACCCAAAUACAAGAGCAGAUAUGCUGGUGAAAUCUGACCUAGCUUGUUUAAAAUGUAAUGACUUGAUAGUCCUAAAGACCUUAGAAAAACCUAUCACUCGCAAUAGAACCUUGUCACGAUGUGUUUGGUCUGCGCGCGCGCACACACACACACACACACACACACACACUCUCACAGGAUGAAAUCACUUUUUCUUCAAUCAUAAAUGAAAAAGCUUCUACAGCUGUGACUCUAGAGACGUCAUACAAAUCUAGCCAAGAGCAAUGACAAUGUAUUAACAGCGUUCAGUUAUGGCACUGAAAAACCCUGACAGUGUAGCCAGUGGUUUAUCAGACAACCCAGGUCUCAUCCAUAUAUAUCGGUGAGUUUGUCCACUUGGCCGACAGUUUGAAAACAUUUCCUCUUAAAGCUGUUAUCAUCUAUUGUAAUGAUUGGUUCUUUGUGUGAAAAAGCUAUGUAUUAUGUUUUUAAUUGCAUUGCUGCCCUGUGUCACUGAAGGCCUACAGUAUGUCUGUUAGAAAUGCUGCACCACUGGAUGUUCUUCAGUUGAAUUGGGAAUGUUUGAAUCCCUCUGAUUUAUUUUUGUUUUUUCCCCUUGUCCUGUUAUCGUCUGAACUGCGAACCUCAUCCAAUGAAUGAGAAAUGUCUGUGGUUUUGUUUUUGUUUUUCUGAACCAUCUUGUGCUGUGGAUGAUUUUUUAUUUUAUUUUUUCUUCUUAAACCUCACUUUGCCUCUUUGGGUCAGAUUGUCUAUGAUAUGGUGAAACAUCAAUACUUGAAAGCGUGACACUGCUGAAUCUCUGGUCUCAGGCUGUCUGGAUGUCAUGGAAGUAUUUUUGGUAGCGCACUAAAUUUUUGCCACCAGUAUUUUAUUUUAAGCUUAAUUUGUGUCAAAUUGUAUCUUUCUAAAUGACAGUUUUAUUCAUUCUUGUAUUUUGUUAUAUUACUAUGGUGUAAUUUCACCAUUGAUAAGUAAAUUCUGGCUUUGAGUUGAUCCAGUGUACGUGGAGGCAACAGUAUUUUCUUUCUGCUCGUCCUCUUUUACUUGAACAUGUCAGUAUAUGUUAUGAUGGCUUGUUCCACCGUUGGUUGUGGUAUGCCUGAAGUGAGUAGUGGCAAACUGAGUGUCUCCAUAUUGUCCAGUGGAGGUACGUCCCCUUUCGUCUUCUUUUUGCACUGGCUCUGCCUUUUUUUUGCUGUAUACACUCAAACUGCUGAUGCAGUGAGCUGCCUGAAAUGGCAUCAAAGUGGUUUAUUACAUAGUUUAAUAAAAAUCUGAGAGCACUGUGUAAAGUUGUA
Monopterus albus (swamp eel) is the source of this 4603-nucleotide messenger RNA. RefSeq names its product protein tyrosine phosphatase non-receptor type 11b (gene ptpn11b). The transcript has 16 exons. Lineage: Eukaryota; Metazoa; Chordata; Actinopteri; Synbranchiformes; Synbranchidae. The record is from RefSeq and is a predicted model, not a curated record. Gene Ontology annotation, molecular function: cell adhesion molecule binding; non-membrane spanning protein tyrosine phosphatase activity; receptor tyrosine kinase binding. Gene Ontology annotation, cellular component: cytoplasm. Gene Ontology annotation, biological process: positive regulation of ERK1 and ERK2 cascade; protein dephosphorylation. The coding region runs from base 165 to 1946 and encodes 593 amino acids.